Mizuhopecten yessoensis (Yesso scallop) is the source of this 3538-nucleotide messenger RNA. RefSeq lists its product as uncharacterized. Gene Ontology annotation, molecular function: zinc ion binding. Bases 126 to 3050 code for a protein of 974 amino acids. The transcript has 8 exons. The record is from RefSeq and is a predicted model, not a curated record. Lineage: Eukaryota; Metazoa; Mollusca; Bivalvia; Pectinida; Pectinidae.
GAGACACUGCAGCUGUGUGACGCCACUCUAAUAAGCUGUACUUUCUUGGUUUCACUUUAUGUUGUAAACACAUUACAGGUUGUUUUCUUACACAGUGAGGUUUCCAUGUGAAUGAUAAACAGAAUAUGGCAGCUGAGUGGGACAUUGGCGACACUAAGUCAGAGUUAGUCUCCGAGGAGUCCUUCAACGAACCACUGGCAAAACGUCCUAAACUUGAGAAUGAGGAAAGCAGUGGUCAGAGGUCACAGGUCACAGCUGAUGGAGAUGGACAUAGCCUGAAACAUUCAGACACAGUGGAGUACAAUCUGGAGGGGGAAAUAGAGAGUAAAAAUAAUGAAGCUGAGGAGGUCGAAGAUAGGUCAGGAGUCGUGGACAAUUCUACCUUGAAUGGUACACAAGAGUAUAAUCUUGAAGGUGAGGUAGAGGAUAAAACUAAUGAUGUUGAGGAUGUCACAGAGAGGUCAGGGGUCGUUGAGGAUUAUACAGUCAGUGGUACACAAGAGAACAAUUUAGAGGGAGAGAACAAAACAAAUAAUGGCACUGAUGAGGUCACAGAGAGGUCAGAGGUCGUGGAGGAUUCGACCAUCAGUGGUACACAAGAGUAUAAUUUAGAGGGAGAGACAGAGCAUAAAAAUGAUGAUGUUCAGGAGGUCACAGCAAGGUCAGAGACAGUAAAUGAGACUGUUGAGGAUAAUGGAAAUGAUGACUUAAUGGCUGUACCAACUCUAACUAAAAUUCCAUCUGUAUUGCAAGAUGCUGAACUCAUAGCAGGAAUUGUGGAUGGGGUUGAUGUUGACUUGAUCUAUAACAAACUGAAGGAAAACAGAAGUAACCCAGGUCGUGUUGACCUGGUGACGAAUGAAAUACUGGAGGAGGCCGGACAUGCCCUAACUGCCUCUUCAACACCACAGCGGCUUGGACAGACAACAUCCACCUUCAUGGAGGAUUUUGUGUCUGUGAUUGACAAGUCAAUGGCAAACAUGGCCGCCUUGCCUCUAUCAGCCAAUGAGAUUCACCAGUUGUUACUGUCUGAGGGAGAUCGUGUGGACAGAGUGGACAGGGUUGUCAGUCAACUUCUGACCAAGCAUUAUAGUUCCCUGCUGACCACCCGUGAAGACUUUGCAGCAGACAUCAAGAAGGUCAUUGAAGUUAUGCCAGGGGCCAACCCCAAUGAAGUAUAUAAGUUGUUACAGGAAAGAGAAAACCAGGCCAACAGGGUAGACCUGGUGAUCAGCUUUUUACAGGGUCGAACGGUGACUCGGCUGGCCAGGCUGGACACACUACCUGAUGAUCCUGUCCUUCAGAGGGACCCACUGUACAGAGACAUGAGAAUAGUGGCUAAAGUGUUGCCUGAUAUGAACCCAAAUGAAAUAUAUGCCUACCUGGAGGCUCACAGUCAUCAAAAAAAUCGCAUCCAGUUGGUGAUUGAGGAGCUGAUGAGAAUUGUGCCGACCACUAGCACUCCCAGCAUUGAGAGCAGCAACACAAGCUCAUUGGAUGACUCGGUCCCCACAGGAAACAGGAUUGCUUACAGUAUUGGGGACGAGGUUGAUGAUCUGAAGGAAGUGUUCCCAGACUGUGACCCGACAUAUCUUUACGAUGAGUUGGAGAAACGACAAGAUGACAAGGACCGUGUGAAAAACCUUGCAUGGGCCAUGUUUGAAAACAAGGAUUACCCAAAACACACAGAAGUAAUGAAGGAGAAGGCAAAGGCCAAGGUAAGGGAACGAAUUGAAAAUAUGACUUUUGAUUUGAAGGAUUUUCUGUCAAAGUUUCCAGAUCCAUGUGCAACAUUUGAAGAUAAGGACAAGCCUAUGAAUGAGAAUUACAAACAACAUGUACAGGUACAGAUCAAGAAUGAUUUCAGGGAACUGAAGACGGGCUAUCUGAUGCAUGUCAUGAUACAAAACAAAUUCCACUACACUACUAGUAAAGCGGAGAUACAGGAAAAGACAGAGGGCCUUCCAGAGGGCUCUAUAAAGUUCAAACGCAAUCCCAGACCUGAGGAGCCGCUCCCUGCAGAACUUGACGAAUUUUUCUUCAAUGAAAAAAUGUUUGCUGCCAAUAAAAAACAAAGGCUAGAUCAUCUAGAUGAGGAAAAGAGAUUCAAAGAAUUAAAGAGACUGCAAGCUAAAGAAAAUGAGGAACUUCUUGAAUGCGGUUGUUGCUAUGACAAUGAAUGUUUCAUUGAGGAUAUGGCAUCCUGUCAGGAUGGUCAUCUUUUCUGCAAGGACUGUAUCAAAAGGUCAUCAGAGGUCGCCAUCGGAGACGGCCAGUGUGUCUUUCCUUGUUUCACAGAUAACUGUGAAUAUCAGUUCCCACUCUCAGUGCUACAGGAAGUCAUGUCCCAGAACAUGUUCUCCAUAUUGUUGAGAAGGAAGCAGGAAGAAGAAGUGAAACAGGCAGACAUACCUGACCUUAUCAGCUGUCCAUUCUGUAGCUUUGCCACCAUCAUCUCUAAUCCUGAUGAUAAAGUGUUCAAGUGUCUUAACCCAGAGUGUCUCAGAGAAUCCUGUAGACUCUGUAAGGAGCCUAAUCAUGUACCCCUUGCUUGUAACGAAAUAGAGAGACAAGGAGAAAGGAAUAUGAGGACGUAUAUAGAGCUGUGUGUGUCAGAAGCCAUGCUUCAUAAGUGCCACAACUGUCAGAAGAGGUUCUUUAAAGAGUACGGCUGUAAUAAGAUGACCUGUACAUGUGGCGCCUCCCAGUGUUACUUAUGCCGAAAACCUGUUGAGGAUUAUGACCACUUUGAUGAUGACGAUGAAGAGAUGUGCAGCCUGUAUUCCAAUCCACGUGAUCUCCACAUCGAAGAGAUGAGAAAAGCUGUUAUGGAUGGUCUUACGAAAUACAAAGAGGAGCACCCAGAGGCUGUCGACAUUACCCUCAAAUAUGAUGCUGCAAAACACAUAGAAGAAUUGGCCUCAGAGUUUAAGGAAGAUGAGGACUAUGAUCCGGACGGAGAUGACAGCGGAGGAGAUGACAAUAAUGGAUCUAAUCCGGAAUUAAGUUCAGACAAUGAUGAGAAUUGGAGGGACGAUGAGGAUAUGUGACGGAUGUUCAGCAUGCCAGUCGCAAUUCUGAAAGUUAAAACUGUUUAAAGUGAAAUUCACUAAUACGUUGUAUUUAGAAUCUUAGUUGUGAUACAUGAUGUGCCAUAUCAAAAUCAGUGUGGUUCUGAUGAAACUGUGAUAUCCUUGAGGCUGAUACUGGAAUCGUUCUCUCCUAUAUGUAUGUGUGGAUUUGCUCAGAAAGUACACUGGAACCUUAACCUUGUUAGGCCGGACGCUAGGACAAUGCCAGCAAUGAAAUACUGUAUACACAUGUAGCUAAUAAAUAAGAAGUAACUGUAGAAAGUUUGUUGAUUCCAUAAACAACUUAAUGUAACCAAGCAAAACACGCUCUUUACAAUAACUGAUCCCAAAAAUAGGACGUACAAUGUUCAUGACGAUGAAUGGUAAUGUAGGUGUAUUGUUCUUUAUCAUAUACCUGUUGAAUCUUGUUAUAGUAAUACAAGCAAAUUUUCAGACCAUGAAAUACA